Cyprinus carpio (common carp) is the source of this 2298-nucleotide messenger RNA. Its product is annotated as protocadherin beta-9-like. The record is from RefSeq and is a predicted model, not a curated record. NCBI's taxonomy places the organism in Eukaryota, Metazoa, Chordata, Actinopteri, Cypriniformes, Cyprinidae. The coding region runs from base 1 to 2298 and encodes 765 amino acids. The transcript is spliced from 7 exons.
AUGGAUAAGGAUGGACAAAGGCGCAGAUGGGGAUACUGGUGGAUUGCUUUGUGUUUGCUGAUGCAUUGUGAUCAGCCUGUUUCUGCACAGAUCAGAUAUUCUAUUCCGGAGGAGGUGAAAGAGGGAUCACAAGUGGGAAAUAUUGCUAAGGAUCUCGGUCUUGAUGUCAGUUCGUUAGAGCACAGACGAUUCCGUAUUGUUUCUGGAUCUAAGGACAGUUUUUUCAAGAACGACAACGUUCCAGUGAUCUUAUAUCCAGUCAGCGCUAACGGUUCUGCUGAGGGUGUGGAAGAGAUUCCCCGUAAUGUGAACGCAGGUCAUUUGGAAGUUAGUGACCACAGUCUCUUUGGUUUGGACCGCUACACAGGACAGAUAAGGACCCUUCGCUCAUUCACAGAAACAGACGAGGCCCUGCAUAAACUGCUUAUACUGGUCAAAGACAAUGGGAAUGUUUCACUCUCAGCAACAGCGACUGUGAUUGUCAAAGUUGUGGAGCCCAAAGAGGCUUUUGCAGCUUCUGAUAUUAAAAAUGUUGUAAAAGACGAGGAGGAAAACAACAGCUUUGACUUUGAAACUGCUAAAACGUUCCAGUUCCAUGUUCUCGCUACAGACUCUGGAACUCCGUCUCUGGGCAGUAACGUGACAGUGAACGUGUUUAUUCUGGAUCAGAACGACAACGUUCCAGUGAUCUUAUAUCCAGUCAGCGCUAACGGUUCUGCUGAGGGUGUGGAAGAGAUUCCCCGUAAUGUGAACGCAGGCCAUUUGGUGACUAAAGUCAGAGCCUAUGACGCAGAUAUAGGAUACAACGGCUGGUUAUUAUUUUCACUGCAGGAAGUUAGUGACCACAGUCUCUUUGGUUUGGACCGUUACACAGGACAGAUAAGGACCCUUCGCUCAUUCACAGAAACAGACGAGGCCCUGCAUAAACUGCUCAUACUGGUCAAAGACAAUGGGAACGUUUCUCUCUCAGCAACUGCGACUGUGAUUGUCAAAGUUGUGGAGCCCAAAGAGGCUUUUGCAGCUUCUGAUGUGAAAAACACAGUAAAAGACGAGGAGGAAAACAACGUCACAUUUUAUUUGAUCAUCACUUUGGGCUCGGUUUCAGUGCUUUUUGUCAUCAGCAUAAUCGUGUUGAUUGCAAUGCAGUGCUCUAAAUCGACAGACUAUUCGUCCAAGUAUUUACAGGAUACAAAUUACGACGGGACUCUGUGUCACAGCAUCCAGUACAGAUCUGGAGACAAACGGUACAUGUUAGUUGGACCCAGAAUGAGUAUCGGCUCUACUAUAGUCCCGGGCAGUAAUGGAAAUACUCUAGUGAUCCCAGAUCGCAGGAGGAGAGAUUCUGGAGAGCAGGUUUCAGCUCAGAUAAGAUACUCUGUUCCAGAGGAGGUAAAAGAGGGUUCCGUUGUAGGAAAUAUUGCUAAGGAUUUGGAUCUUGAUGUCAGUACAUUGGUGGACAGGCGAUUCCGUAUCGUUUCUGGAUCUAAGGAUGCUCCUUUCCAGUUUCAGGUGUUGGUUACAGACUCUGGAACUCCGUCUCUGAGCAGUAACGUGACAGUUAACGUGUUUAUUCUGGAUCAGAACGACAACGUUCCAGUGAUCUUAUAUCCAGUCAGCGCUAACGGUUCUGCUGAGGGUGUGGAAGAGAUUCCCCGUAAUGUGAACGCAGGUCAUUUGGUGACUAAAGUCAGAGCCUAUGACGCAGAUAUAGGAUACAACGGCUGGUUAUUAUUUUCACUGCAGGAAGUUAGUGACCACAGUCUGUUUGGUUUGGACCGCUAUACAGGACAGAUAAGGACCCUUCGCUCAUUCACAGAAACAGACGAGGCCCAGCAUAAACUGAUCAUACUGGUCAAAGACAAUGGGAACGUUUCUCUCUCAGCAACAGCGACUGUGAUUGUCAAAGUUGUGGAGCCCAAAGAGGCUUUUGCAGCUUCUGAUGUGAAAAACACAGUAAAAGACGAGGAGGACAACAAUGUGACAUUUUAUUUGAUCAUCACUUUGGGCUCGGUUUCGGUGCUUUUUGUUAUCAGCAUCAUCGUGCUGAUUGUAAUGCAGUGCUCUAAAUCGACAGACUAUUCGUCCAAGUAUUUACAGGAUACAAAUUACGACGGGACUCUGUGUCACAGCAUCCAGUACAGAUCUGGAGACAAACGGUACAUGUUAGUUGGACCCAGAAUGAGUAUCGGCUCUACUAUUGUUCCUGGCAGUAAUGGAAAUACUCUAGUGAUCCCAGAUCGCAGGAGAAGAGAUUCUGGAGAGGAUCGAAUUCACUAUGAGGGUUAUUUUAUCUUCUGA